This is a messenger RNA of Cornus florida, 1039 nucleotides long. Its product is annotated as low affinity inorganic phosphate transporter 4. Gene Ontology annotation, cellular component: membrane. Gene Ontology annotation, biological process: transmembrane transport. NCBI's taxonomy places the organism in Eukaryota, Viridiplantae, Streptophyta, Magnoliopsida, Cornales, Cornaceae. Gene Ontology annotation, molecular function: transmembrane transporter activity. The record is from RefSeq and is a predicted model, not a curated record.
AUGGUACCAUGUCACGGCCAUCGUCAUUGCCGGAUGGGCUUCUUCACAGAUGCUUAUGAUCUUUUCUGUAUCUCCACUGUCUCCAAGCUCUUGGGUCGCCUUUAUUACUAUGACCCUCACUCCCUCAAGCCCGGGAAGCUCCCUCAGCAAGUUAACAACUGUGUUGUUGGUGUUGCCCUAGUCGGAACCCUAACCGGUCAGCUCGUCUUUGGCUGGCUUGGGGACAAGCUAGGCCGGAAAAAAAUCUACGGUGUCACCCUCAUUCUCAUGGUCAUCUGUGCCAUUUGCUCCGGCCUAUCUUUUGGCACCUCGCCUAAAUCUGUCAUUGCAACCCUAUGUUUCUUCAGGUUUUGGCUAGGGUUUGGCAUUGGAGGAGAUUAUCCACUCUCCGCCACCAUCAUGUCGGAGUACGCUAACAAGAAGACUCGUGGGAAGUUCAUCGCCGCCGUCUUUGCCAUGCAAGGGAUGGGUAUCAUCUUCGCCGGACUAGUGUCCAUGAGUCUUUCCAGGAUAUUCCUCAGGUAUUACGAAGGUCCGACGUUCCGUGAGGAUCGUAUUCUCUCAACCGAGCCGGCGGGGGACUACAUGUGGCGGAUUGUGUUGAUGCUCGGAGCUCUUCCAGCGCUUCUGACAUACUACUGGAGGAUGAAGAUGCCAGAAACCGGUCGUUACACUGCUCUUAUAGAAGGAAAUGCCAAACAAGCCGCUAUCGAUAUGGGUAGGGUUCUGAAAAUUGAUAUCCAGGCUGACGGUGAGAAGUUGAGUCAGUUUAAGGCCUCUAAUGACUACACACUAUUCUCCUCGGAAUUCAACCGUCGACAUGGACUUCACUUAAUAGGUAUUGUCAUGUAACUUAGUUAUAGGGUAUGCUUGAUUUAAUUUUUAAAAAACACUUCUCGAAAAACAAAAAAAAAAAAAAAUGAAAAAAAAAAGAUAAUUAUAAGAAAACAGUUCUCUCAUAUUAAGCCUGUUUUUUAGUUAAGUUUUCAGAAAAUAAUUUUAAAAAACGUGUAAAAACAGGUUUUUGUAAGAUUUUAGA